CUGUAAUGCUUCUUCCGAGCCGAGUGAGGGCGCACCAGGAGGAAUAGAUCGUCACCUCCACCCCACAGCACCGGAGGAAGAGGCGUCCACCUAAACACUGAUGGAGACAGUUCGGUAGGUGUGCCUAAACAUAAAGAGGAAGAAUAUGCCGAACAUAGCUGGGAAAAGUAAUUGACAGAUAGUAGACAGACCAGAAGAAUUGGGGGAAGAGUCUGCAGAUGGGGAUAAGAUGCAGCAGCCACCAAAAGCAAACGUGUCAAGCAAAUCAGACCAUGAAGAAGAUGAUAAUGGCGUUGCACAGCUUGAAGAAGGCAGUGUGGAUCAGAACAGAUCAGCAGAGGUGCAAGGUGUCGGUACGUCUCUGAAGGUGACCAUCCAGCGUAGCAGUGAAAGUCGAGCCUUCAGCACUUCACCCGAAGAGACGGCAGCAGCUGCUGGCCAUGAGAGCGAGAAAGAGAGAAACAAACACGCUGUUAAAUUCACCUGCUACAUUUGCAACGCCACCUGCGCUGACCGGCAGGGCUUCCAGACCCACAUGACGAGUUUAAAUCAUCAGCAGCGAAUGAUGGAAAUCCAGCGCCUGAGCAACACCUGUCUGGCCACACUGUUACCCCACACCCAGGAGUCCCUGCAGGGCCCAAACAGAGAGAGACGGGUGGGUCAUCAGCGCUGGUGUCCAACCUGCCAGUCUCAUUUUUCUGGUGACCUCAUAGAACACAGACGAACUAAGAAACACAAGAUGGCAAAAGUGUCCUCGAGACCUUUCUGUACCCUGUGUGAGCGUCACUUUAGGACUCCUCGCAAGUUCGUUGAGCAUAUGAAGUCUCCUGAGCACAAACAGAGGGUUGAGGAGUUAAGAAACGAGGGCGACCCGGAGGUCAUGGAGGAGCUCAUAACAGUGGAUGCUAUUGGCUGCUUUGAAGGGGAGGAUGAUUAUGAGGAGGAUAGAAAUGAAGAAGAGAUUGCAGUGUUUGAGAAGCAUCCUGGUCAUAAGGAUAUGGCUCCGGAAGAGACAGCUGAUCAUGAGGCAUAUGAUCCAGACACACAGUAUGGCACUAGUUUUGUGGUCCCUGUCGCUGGUUUCCUCUGUAAGCUGUGUCAUAAGUUCUACCACUUUGAGUCUUCUGCACGAGAAACUCAUUGCAAGUCUCUUACGCACUUCCAGAACUUACAGAAGCACAAUGCCCUGAAAAUGCAGAAGAAGCCCCCUCAGGAUGACUGUGAGAGUGACGCGUCCUGUAGCAGCCUGAUGAGUGACCCUCGGUGUCUGGAGCUCACCGCUUCCUGUACCGACGACGGCAGCCAAGCAGAUCUCCACAGACCACACAUCAGUUUCUCGAGAGAGCGCUUAUACUUGAGGAAGCUCAAGCCAUCUAAGAGAGCUCACAAAUCCACAUCUCCUCGCUCAAAACACUCCGGAGCUCCACAGAAGCCCUCCGUGAUCAUGAAGCACUUAAUAUGUACUCCAGAGUGUGGCUCGGAGUCGAGCCAAGAGUCACACUGCCAGGAACUACAGCACUCAGAGUAUGUGCCCAGUGAAAAGGAAAAGACACCCUCUGACCCCUUCUCAGAAGAGCAAGAAAAUAUGAGCUCGACACCCACAAACAGUUUGUCUCAUGCAUCACAGUUGAACUCAGAAGUGAACACAAUCAGUUGAGGUUAAAGAGACCAUUGGCAAAGACAGAGCAAAAAUAAACUUGAUGUUCAUAGGAGUUGAAGUGUUUCUUUGAAAUCUGAGAGGGGGAAAAAAUACAACUUUGGAAAAAAUGUAAAAUAAAUGCUCAUUUAAAUGCAAAAA
Puntigrus tetrazona (Sumatra barb) is the source of this 1798-nucleotide messenger RNA. It is a transcript of the gene ciz1b, whose product is annotated as cdkn1a interacting zinc finger protein 1b. The record is from RefSeq and is a predicted model, not a curated record. Gene Ontology annotation, cellular component: nucleus. The transcript is spliced from 12 exons. Gene Ontology annotation, molecular function: nucleic acid binding; zinc ion binding. Bases 230 to 1657 code for a protein of 475 amino acids. NCBI's taxonomy places the organism in Eukaryota, Metazoa, Chordata, Actinopteri, Cypriniformes, Cyprinidae.